Aplysia californica (California sea hare) is the source of this 1402-nucleotide messenger RNA. Its product is annotated as equilibrative nucleoside transporter 4. Gene Ontology annotation, cellular component: plasma membrane. Gene Ontology annotation, molecular function: nucleoside transmembrane transporter activity; monoamine transmembrane transporter activity. The record is from RefSeq and is a predicted model, not a curated record. NCBI's taxonomy places the organism in Eukaryota, Metazoa, Mollusca, Gastropoda, Aplysiida, Aplysiidae. Gene Ontology annotation, biological process: nucleoside transmembrane transport.
UUUCAGAAUCCAAAUUUUCGACAAAAUCUGAACAAUGCGUGUGUUGAAUGUCAACAAACUCGCAACUUUCUUCUGAGCCGGAUUUUCUUGUUUUAUGCUUCAACCGUGACCGGCAUCAUACUUUCUCGACUGAAGUAGAAAAAACACAACCAAACAACAUGAUCUGACUGAAGAGGACGAAGAGGCAAGGCAGAGAAGAACGCCGAAGGAGAGGGGCGAACACAAGGAGGAGGACACAGAGGAAGGAAGACGAGAAGAAAUGAAAGAAGAGGACGAACAGAGAGAGGGGAGAGCGAUGGGAGAUUCCGGGAACCAGCAGCUGGAAAAGGAGAAGGAGGAUGAAGAGACAGAGCCUGUGAAUGUGUUGGUGUAUUUUUCGUUCCUUCUCGGAGGACUAAGCUAUUUCACUCCUGUCUACAGUAUCACAGCAGCGGUGGAUUAUUAUGUGCUUCGGUUCCCCAACACCCCCAUCUUGAUCCAGAUGUCCAUCAUUCGCCACGUCUGCAGUAUUGCCGGCAUCAUCAGCAACAACGUGACGAUCGAGGCGAUCCCCCUGACGGGCCGUAUUCUCUUCGCCUACGUAGCCCUGACCUCCCUCAUGCUCUUCAUCACCCUCACGGACGUCCUCUUCUCCCUCUUCCCCACCGACAUCGCUCACAUCCUCACCCUCCUUGUCGUCGCUCUGGUGUCUGCAGCGCAGGCGGUGCAACAGUCAAGUUUCUACGGCUAUGCAAAUAUGAUGCCUAAGCGCUACACUGAGGCUGUCCUCGUGGGAGAAAGCUCCUGUGGCCUAAUCACGUCCCUUCUGCGUAUCGCGACAAAGCUAGCGGUCAAGGACGAGCGACUGGGCACCCUCAUCUUCUUCUUCACCAGCAUCGGGCUCCUGGCAGUCUGCUGUGCUGGCUUCUUGGCUGGGAGGCUGUCCGAGUUCGUUAAAAGAAACAUUAGACGAUGCUCAGAAGCACAGAGGACUUUCGAAGAGACUGGAAAAUUCUCGAACAUUCAGAAUAAGCCCAGUAACAGAGCAGAAGGUGAACGGGACGUGGACGAACACAGCGGCCUCGUAAACAACCGUUUCCAUGGCGACAACUCGGCUGGGGGAGUGAGGGGGCGUGGUCAUGGCUCAGAGGCGGGGACAAUGGGUGACCUACUUAGUGACGGUGCCCACGGCAGUACACAAGCGCUAGUCACGCCGAAGCGUUCUGUAUGGAGAGAGAGACUUCGUGCCCGUUGGGAGGUCACCAAGGUCAUCUAUCCUUUUAUGGUCGCCUACACGUUGAACUUUGGCCUGACCAUGACCCUUUUCCCUGGAAUUGUGUCUGAGAUUAUCAACUGUCCUCUGGGCACCUGGUUACCCGUGAUCCUAAUGACCCUGUUCAAUUUCUGUGACCUGACUGGUAUG